Molecule: messenger RNA, 1277 nt
Organism: Saimiri boliviensis boliviensis (Bolivian squirrel monkey)
Lineage: Eukaryota; Metazoa; Chordata; Mammalia; Primates; Cebidae
Gene: NMNAT1
Product: nicotinamide nucleotide adenylyltransferase 1
Biological process (GO): NAD+ biosynthetic process
Cellular component (GO): nucleus
Molecular function (GO): nicotinamide-nucleotide adenylyltransferase activity; nicotinate-nucleotide adenylyltransferase activity
Source: RefSeq, a predicted model, not a curated record
CGGACCGCGCCGGAGGAGCACUUCCGCCGGACGCACGCACUUCCGGCCUCCUGGAACCAAUGAGAGUGCGACCGAGGUGUUCUCCUCGCUGGCGUCCGGGCCGCGGGUGGUCUCCGGGAGCAUUGGGACCGGCGGACAGUGAGGGCGCGACAACAAGGGAGGUGUCACAGUUUUCCAUUUAGAUCAACAACUUCGAGUUCUUACCAUGGAAAAUUCCGAGAAGACUGAAGUGGUUCUCCUUGCUUGUGGUUCCUUCAAUCCCAUCACCAACAUGCACCUCAGAUUGUUUGAGCUGGCCAAGGACUACUUGAAUGGAACAGGAAGAUACCGAGUUGUCAAAGGCAUCAUCUCUCCCGUUGGUGAUGCCUAUAAGAAGAAAGGACUCAUUCCUGCCCAUCACCGGAUCAUCAUGGCAGAACUUGCCACCAAGAAUUCCAAAUGGGUGGAAGUUGAUACAUGGGAAAGUCUUCAGAAGGAGUGGAAAGAGACUCUUAAGGUGCUAAGACACCAUCAAGAGAAACUGGAGGCUAGUAACUGUGAUCACCAGCAGAAUUCACCUAUGCUAGAAAGGCCUGGACGGAAGAGGAAGUGGACUGAGCCAAAACAAGAUUCUAAUCAAAAGAAAUCCCUAGAUCCGAAAACAAAAGCUGCACCUAAGGUCAAGCUGCUGUGUGGGGCAGAUUUACUGGAGUCCUUUGCUGUUCCCAAUUUGUGGAAGAGUGAAGACAUCACCCAAAUCGUGGCUGACUAUGGGCUCAUAUGUGUUACUCGGGCUGGAAAUGAUGCUCAGAAAUUUAUCUAUGAAUCGGAUGUGCUGUGGAAACACCGGAGCAACAUUCAUGUGGUGAAUGAAUGGAUCACCAAUGACAUCUCAUCCACAAAAAUCCGGAGAGCCCUCAGAAGGGGCCAGAGCAUUCGCUACUUGGUACCAGAUCUUGUCCAAGAGUACAUUGAAAAUCAUAAUUUGUACAGCUCUGAGAGUGAAGACAGGAAUGCUGGGGUCAUCCUGGCCCCUUUGCAGAGAAACACUGCAGAAGCUAAGACAUGAGAAUUCUACAGCAUGAUAUUUUGGACUUCCCGUUUGGGGAUCUGAAACAAUCUGGGCGUUAGUAACUGGGGAAGGAAGUUGUGAUCUGUUGCCUAAACUAAAGCUUAAGUUGAGUAAAAACUGGCCUGGUGUGGUGGCUCACGUCUAUAUUCCCAGCCUGGCAAUAGAGCAAGACUGUCUCAAAAAAAAAAAGUAAAUAAGUUUAGUAAAAAUCAAUGCUAAGUUAAAA